CCACCAUGGCCACCUCCAGUGCUACCACCGAGUGCCCUAGAGCGUUUACUGGCGAUCGGAGGCUGGUCUAUCGCCGUUCGUUGUGCAACGCUGGCUCCGGUGUGCAAUCAGAGGCCCACACGCGGGAACGUUGCGCUAUGUCGUCCACGUGACUCGCCCGCGAUGGGUCCCUGUUAUCGCCGGCAGCGUCAUCGUUACCCAUGGCGCAUUCUGUUAAGAGCGGGAGAGGCCGCUGCUCGACGUGAGCGAUGUUGAGCUUGUCUCAACCGCAUCCGACUUUGUGUCUUCCCUUUCUGUGCGUCCAUCGCCUUUAUCUUGAUCUUUCCUUCACCAUCUCUACUAUCAUCUCAGCUUCCCUGUCCAUCUGGUGUGCUCUUGCAUUACCAUCAGCUGCGCGAUGCCGUCUGUCGUGCGCCCUGUGGGUACCGCUGCCGUUACUCGGCGCUCGGGCGUCGUCAAGUUCACCAACUGCCGGCUAGUCAAGGGCACCGACCUUGUCCACGAAGACCUAUGGGUCAGCUCGGUGACUGGGAAGAUAUUGAACGGUCAAGAGUUGCUGUAUGGGCAUCGUACUGCUCCGGACGAUAUCAUCGACCUCGGUGGCCGCAUUCUGUCGCCAGGUCUCAUUGAUGUGCAACUCAAUGGAGCGUACGGAUUCGACUUCUCGGUGAUUCCAGAGGACGGAUCGAUAGCGUACGGUAAGGGAGUGCAGCAGGUCAACCGAAACCUCGUCAAAGGAGGUGUAACAUCCUACCUUCCAACGCUGACCUCUCAACGACCCGAGGUAUAUCACAAGGCCCUGCCAUAUCUUGGCCCAUCGGGCUCAACUAGAGACCCAGCCCUUGGCUCUGAAUCACUUGGUGCCCACUGCGAAGGUCCCUUCAUGUCGCCCACCAAGAAUGGCAUCCACAACGUAUCCGUCCUGCAAGUUCCCCGCGACGGCAUCGCCUCCGUGGCAGGCUGUUACGGCCCCUCCAAUCUCACGCAGCCAUCCCCAAUCAAGCUCGUCACCCUCGCACCUGAGCUCCCCGGCGCCCUCUCCGCCAUCCAGUCUCUCGCCUCCCUAGGCAUCAUCGCCUCAAUCGGGCACUCAGAAGCGACCUACGAAGAAGCCAAGCUUGGCAUCAAAGCCGGCGCAUCCUCGAUCACGCAUCUGUUCAACGCAAUGAAGCCCUUGCACCACCGCAACCCAGGCAUCUUCGGUCUCCUGGGCACAGCGUCGUCUUCCAUCUCCAAGCCGUACUUCGGCAUCAUCGCGGACGGCAUCCACAUCCAUCCGACCUCGAUCAAGAUCGCGUACAACGCGCACCCAGAGGGGCUGAUACUCGUCACGGAUGCUAUGCGUCUGUCGGGCAUGCCCGACGGCGUGUACGACUGGACGAACGGGUCGCGCAUCGUGAAGCAAGGCGCGCUUCUCACGCUCGAAGAAAAUGGCAAGAUUGCUGGGAGCAGCAUCGAGCUGAUUGACUGUGUGACGAACUUCAUGAACUGGACAGGGGCGAGCGUGCCUGAGGCGAUCAAAGCGGUGACGGAGACGCCGGCGAGUAUGCUGGGCUUGGCGGGUGUGAAAGGAUCGCUGCAGGAGGGAGCGGAUGCUGAUUUAGUGGUCUUAGAUGUUCAGGAAGGUGCGGUAGGGGAGGAUAAGCGGGUGGUGGUGGAUCAAGUAUGGAAGUUCGGAGUCAAGGUUCAUGAGCGCGAGGAUGGCCAGUUGAAGGCCUGAUGAUGGAUAUGUGGUGAAAUAUUCUCAUAUUGGUGUUACGGCAUGUAGAAGGAUCAUCGGCUUUGCAUGUGUUACCAUUAGACUGAACCCGAGAGAUCCGCAAGAUUCUUGCACUGAAUUAUAGAAC
This is a messenger RNA of Paraphaeosphaeria sporulosa, 1847 nucleotides long. RefSeq names its product n-acetylglucosamine-6-phosphate deacetylase-like protein. Lineage: Eukaryota; Fungi; Ascomycota; Dothideomycetes; Pleosporales; Didymosphaeriaceae. Bases 398 to 1720 code for a protein of 440 amino acids. The record is from RefSeq and is a predicted model, not a curated record. Gene Ontology annotation, molecular function: N-acetylglucosamine-6-phosphate deacetylase activity. Gene Ontology annotation, biological process: N-acetylglucosamine catabolic process. The transcript is spliced from 2 exons.